Messenger RNA from Oncorhynchus kisutch (coho salmon), 1766 nucleotides. Its product is annotated as chemokine-like receptor 1. Gene Ontology annotation, biological process: positive regulation of cytosolic calcium ion concentration; complement receptor mediated signaling pathway; phospholipase C-activating G protein-coupled receptor signaling pathway. Bases 525 to 1538 code for a protein of 337 amino acids. The record is from RefSeq and is a predicted model, not a curated record. Lineage: Eukaryota; Metazoa; Chordata; Actinopteri; Salmoniformes; Salmonidae. The transcript has 5 exons. Gene Ontology annotation, cellular component: plasma membrane. Gene Ontology annotation, molecular function: G protein-coupled receptor activity; complement receptor activity.
GCAUGUUUCCCAGACAGCCUCCUAAAGAACAGGCCGUUCAAAACCAACCAGGAAGUCGAGCCUGAAUCCCCCUCAAGUUUUCCCAUGGAAAUGGCUUCCUGAAGUCCAAAGCAGCUGAAUGGUCGGCCCCAUCGAAAAUUGGAGCUCUGACAAUUGGAGCUCUGACCCUGCCCUCUUGUCAGGGGAUACAGCUGUUACCGACUCCUUCUGCAGCUUUAAAAUACAGUGUUCCUUUGUUAUGCAAGAGAGCUUCUUGGGGGGAAGAGGAAGGGACCUUUGGAGUGCUUACGCAAGAGACCUGUGGGCAGACAUAUACCCGUAGUAUGUACUCAGUCUAUGCACACUAUGUAAGACCUGGGUGGACCAUCCCCUGUAUUUUGGUUAGCGCGCAAAGAACGGGACCUGAGCCCUAGGACCAUGCCUCAGGACUACCGGGCAUGAUGACUCCUUGCUGUCCCCAGUCCACCUGGCCAUGCUGCUGCUCCAGUUUCAACUGUUUUGCCUGGUAAAAAACAACUGAAAUCAUGGUUUCCCCAAUCAACUCAUCUGACUAUGAUGACUACAAUGAUUCAGUGGUGAUACCAUCUCAGUCCCCAGUCAUCUAUGAGAUGUAUCAGAUGAGGACUGGCUUGAGAUUAAUGUAUGUGUCGGUCUACGCAGCCAACCUUCUACUGGGUCUACUGCUCAACGCUGCCGUCAUCUUCAUGAUUGUCUGGAAAUACAGGUCCAAGAAGAAACUGAGUCGACGGAUGUUGAUCAUUGGCUUGGCUGCCACCCACCUCAUCUUCUGCCUCUUCACUCCACUUUACUUGAUCACAGCCUGGAACUACUUCUCCUGGACAUUUGGGAAGGUUGUCUGCAAGUUGGGGUCCUUCGUGAUGUUUAUGAACAUGUUCUCUGCCUCACUGAUGAUCACUUUCUGGAAUGUGCGCUGGUGUGUCCCCAGAUGUUUUGAACAUCACAUGUCCAGCAGCAUGGUUCUGCUGUCCUGGUUCACUGGGGCCAUACUAAGCGCCCCCUCUUUACUGUCCAGGGAGGUUCAGUAUACUGCCGAUGGACACCUCUGCCUUGACAACUAUGAUUAUACUGAAAAACGCCAGAUCUCUAAAGAGGGUAAGGAGAGAAUGAUGGCUGUGGUGAGCUGUCGCUUAAUUUUCGGGCUGCUGCUCCCUUUGGGUGUGACGUGUGUCAGCCGUUGCUGCAUUAACAGCAGGGGAAAUAACCAAGUGAAGUCAUUGGUUAUUCGACCUGUGACUAUUGCCCAUUUCCUAUGCUGGGCUCCUGUCCUCUGUCUAUCUAUGCCGCAAAUCGCAAUGGGGAUAGACAACAAAUGGUUCAAAUACGUAUUGCCCACAGCCACUGCCCUGUCAGUCUUAAACAGCUGCAUCUAUCCUAUCAUCUGCAUCUGGCAAGGAAAUAAAGAACUUAAGCAUAACUUUCGCUCACAGCCUGAAGAGACCCCUCAGACAGAGGACGAAGGAGAGGAGGGCCAUGAGAUGACUUGCCUGGAUAGGGAGCACAAUGUCCUUGAACAGUAAUGGAAAUACAACAUACUUUUCCAGCUUGAAAUGUACUUGUAAAUGUCAUAUACAAUAUUUUGGUCUAUAAUUUUUAUGAAUUGUAUACUCACAGUAUGCACAGUAUAAUUACACAUUGUUCUAAAUCCCUCUUGAUCAAGGUAACAAAUGUCUUAUUUUUUUAACCUGUAUUUCUUUUCUUUUCAAAUGUUAAUUAAAUAAAGAUUUGAUGAAAUAUAUAACCAUUAA